AUGUGCGCUGGUACAUUGAUGAAGAAUGGAGUACCUAAGUCCGCAAGAUUUAUACUCAAAGAGGACAAAGACUUAAAGAAAGCAGGGAGAGGGAGUUGUCAGGUAUUGGUCAACGAUGAGAAGAAUAUAGCUAUAACUAAAUGGUUUGAUAACAAACCUGUCACUUUCCUGUCUACUGUGCAUGCUGCCCAAACUUCCGACACCUGCCAAAGAUGGUGUAAACAGAAUAAAGUGUAUAUUACUGUACCAAGACCGGAAGUAGUAAAACAAUAUAAUUCUAAUAUGGGAGGAAUCGAUCUUGCUGAUCAUCUCUUAGCUGUGGCGCCGUCGAGAUAUCGAACAAGAAAAUGGACAACGCGAUUUAUCGCACACAUAUUUGAUUUGGCUACAACUAAUUCAUGGUUAAAUUAUAAAUCAAAAGAGUUACGCAAAAAUGUCCCGGUGAAAAAAAUUCAGCAACUGAGGAGUUUUAAAAUGGAAAUAGCCGAAAUUUUAGUAACUGCUAAUUUCACUACUAGUUCCGAAACAGAAGACGAAGAACAGUCUCGACCUAAACGCUCUAGACCAGCUGUACCGCUUCCCAGCGCCAGUUCAAGAACUCAUGGUGCACUCCAUUUGCCGUCGGCUGGAGAAGUUCAAAACAGGUGCAGAAAACCAGGAUGCAACAAGAAAAGCACAAUUAUAUGCAAUAAGUGCAACAUUCACUUGUGUCUAACUAAAGAACGAAAUUGUUUUUAUAACUUCCACACUGAGAUUUAUUGA
Messenger RNA from Parnassius mnemosyne (clouded apollo), 762 nucleotides. The record is from the annotation of a GenBank genome assembly. NCBI's taxonomy places the organism in Eukaryota, Metazoa, Arthropoda, Insecta, Lepidoptera, Papilionidae.